Caretta caretta (loggerhead turtle) is the source of this 6466-nucleotide messenger RNA. Lineage: Eukaryota; Metazoa; Chordata; Testudines; Cheloniidae. The record is from RefSeq and is a predicted model, not a curated record.
UGCUGCUUCAUCUGUAGUGUCCAAAAGGCAGACUGAGCUGCUGCCGCCCAGCGGGGUGGGUGCGGGGAGAACCCUUCCCUAGUGUCCCUCUGUGCCCAGCCGGGGGGACUUUCUCUGGGGGCUGGAACAAGCCCCCGGGACAGCCCCGGGCUCUGCCGACACCAGCCCCUGAGCCGGAGCCUGCUGCAGGCUGCAGGAUAACGUCCCCGUUUCACUCCAGAUCAAACCGCCUGCCCGGGGGUCGGGGAUGGGAAAUGGCUGCAGAGCAGCUGGCUCAGGAUUUCCCAUCCCCGAGCCCAAUGUGAUCUCCUGGAUGGAGCAGAGGAAAGAGCUGUGGGCCCCAGAUCUGCAGGACUCUGAGGAACCAGAGCUUCUGAGGGAUGUCCGCCCAGCAGGUGACGGGACGGGGAGUGAGAGCGAGAAGGAGACCCCUCAGCAGAAAGGCCCUGAACCAGUGGAACCACAUGGGGCGGUAUCGGGAACAGCCAAAGGGGAUGUUUCCCAGAGUGCUGAGCAGGGAAACCCUCGAGGGACAGGGAAGAGCAGAUCCUCCUACCCGGGCAGAGGUGUCAAUCAGCUCAAAGACAUCGGGGAGCGGCCCUACCGGUGCGAGGACUGUGGGAAAAGCUUUAGCAGCAGUUCAGCCCUCAUCAUCCACCGGCGGAUCCACACCGGGGAGAGACCCUACAAGUGCCCCGGUGGCGGGAACAGCUUCAACCAGAACUCGGCGCUGAUUGCACACCGGCGCAUCCACACCGGCGAGAAGCCGUAUGAGUGCCCUGACUGCGGGAAGCGCUUCAGCCACGGCUCCACCCUCAUCAAGCACCAGCGCACCCACACGGGCGAGAAGCCCUACCGGUGUGAGGAGUGCGGGAAGUGCUUCAGCAUCCGCUCGACCCAUGUGCGGCACCAGAAGACCCACACGGGCGAGCGGCCCUACGUCUGCGGGGAGUGCGGCAAGAGCUUCAGCGACAGCUCCUACUUCGUGCAGCACCAACGGGUCCACAUGGGCGACAUGCCCUACGCCUGCCGGGACUGCGGAAAGAACUUCAUCUGGAGCUCGGCCCUGCUCCGGCACCGGCGCAUCCACACCGGGGAGAAGCCCUACAUCUGUGGUGACUGCGGGAAGAGCUUCAGCGAGAACUCCACCCUGCUGCGGCACCGGCGCAUCCACACCGGCGAGAAGCACUACAAGUGCACCCAGUGCGGGAAGAGCUUCAACGACAGCUCCUCCCUCAUGCGGCACCAGCGCGUCCACACCGGGGAGCGCCCCUACCAGUGCCCCCAGUGCAGCAAGAGCUUCGUGGAUAGCUCCACCCUCAUCUGCCACCAGCGCACCCAUACCGGCGAGCGCCCCUACACCUGCCCCGACUGCGGCAAGAGCUUCACCGAGAGCUCCACCCUCAUCACCCACCAUCGUGUGCACACGGGCGAGCGGCCCUACACCUGCCCCGACUGUGGCAAGAGCUUCAGCCAGAGCUCCAACCUUGUCACCCACCAGCGCAUCCACACUGGCGAGCGCCCCUACGCCUGCGCCCAGUGCGGGAAGAGCUUCUACCGGAGCUCGGACCUUAUCCGACACCACAGGACCCAUACGGGGGAGAAGCAGGGACCCUUCACCUGUAGUGAGUGUGGGAAGAGCUUCCGUUGGAGAUCCGUUCUUAUUAUUCACCAGAAAAUCCACAUGGGAGAGAACCCCUAUAAGUGCCCGGACUGUGAGAAGAGCUUCAGCAAGAGCUCAGAUCUCAAUCUUCACCAGAGAAUCCACUUGGGGCAGAAAUCCUACAUAUGCACUGACUGUGGGAAAAGCUUCCCUCAGUACCACCUCCUUACUUCCCAUCAGAGAACCCACACGGGAGAGAGACCCUACAAAUGCCCUGAGUGUGGGAAGAGCUUCAGUCAGAGCUCACACCUUGUCAUUCACCAGAGAACCCACACUGGGGAGAGACCCUACAAAUGCCUGACCUGCGAGAGAUGCUUCGGUGAUAGAUCUCAAUUUAAGACUCACCAGAGGAUCCACACAGGAGAGAAGCCCUACAAAUGCCCACAGUGCGAGAAAAGCUUCAGUCGGAACUCUUACCUAGUUAUACACCAGAGAACCCACACGGGAGAGCGACCCUACAAAUGCCCCGACUGUGGGAAAAGCUUCAGUGACAAGUCACAUUUUAAUACACACCAGCGAAUCCACACAGGAGAGAUGCCCUACAAGUGUCCUGAGUGUGGGAAAAGCUUCAGGAGGCGCUCAUACCUGGUUACACACCACAGAACCCACACGGGAGAGAGACCUUAUAUAUGCCUGACCUGUGCAAAAACCUUCAGCGAUCGAUCUCAUUUUAGAAAACACCAGAGAACCCACACGGGAGAGAGGCCCUACAAAUGCCCCGAGUGUGGGAAAGGCUUCUGUCUGCGUUCAGACCUUAUUAUACACCAGAGAACCCACACGGGAGAGCGGCCCUAUAAGUGCACCGAGUGUGGGAAAACCUUCACUCGUAGCACCUACCUUUUUUCACAUCAGAGAGUCCACACAGGGGAGAAACCGCAGAAGUGUUCUAACUAGGGAUGGGCCAAGUGAAUGAUACCUCUGCUGGUUCCCACAGUCUCAGCGAGUCAGGCCAGGCUGGAGUGGUCGUGUAAUGGGGACAUGUAAUGGUUAUCAAAGCAGAGAAUGGAACCACCUUCCUGGGACAGAGUUGUACAGAGCAGGAGGCUGAGAUAAGAUUUCCACGUUGUAAUGGGAUUUGAUUAUUACAUCUCAGAAAGCUCUGAACAUCCUGUGAUCAGCUCCUACAUCUAAAUCAUUUACCCACAAGUGGCCAGUUCCCUGUGUAGUGUGGGAGGACUCUUGGAUUCCUUGUUGGCACUAAGCGCUCACAUAGCUGCCCCUGUGAGUAAUGCUUUCUCUCAUCUCUAGUUGGCUAGGAAACUCUGUCCCAUCCUGGUGGACAAUAAGCUGGCCUCAGUAGUUGUUCAUACCUUUGUCACCUGUUGGCUGGACUACAGCAGUGCUAUGGACCUGGGCACAAAAGCGUCAGCACUUAGGAAACUCCAGCUAGUACAGAACACUGCAGCACUUCUCUGGACAAAGGCUAUGCAUGGACAACUCAGGCCUGCCCUCGGUCUCUACUCUGGCUUCCCAUAGAAUAUUGAAUCAAGUUCAGGUCUCGGUUCUUAUCUUCAAGUUGCUUCCUGGUCUGCUAGGGGCAAACCAGUGCCUCAGAUGCUGUAUGCAUGGGUCUGUGUUUUCGUAGGAUUUGCACGAGGAGCUGAGUAGCUCAGUGCCGAUCUCUUCAUGUGAACAGGGACUCCAAUGGAGUGUCCCAUGAAAAACAUGCUUCACACAGGCAUUUGCAACUGACAUUGUAUUUACGACCCCCGUCCCCACCACACUUUUAUUUUAUUUUAUUUUAUUUUAUUUUAUUUUUGCAUCAGCAGUUUUGUUCCCAAAGUACCCUCUAACUUAGGUAUUUUACAAACAGUUCUUUUUUUUUCUUCUUCUAAACAGGGUUUUGUAAUUUGCUGAAGGAAGAAGAAAUUCAAGAUUCUGCAUUAAGCAUUUACCUGAGGCUCUUAUUAUUUCAUCCAAUACUUUAUCUGGGUCUCUAGCAUCUGUCAUGUUGUUCACCUACUCUACUGCUUGAGCACAAUAUUCCUGGGUUAAACAGGGACAAAUAUUUGAGAGUUUUUGGUUCACAUCAUGUGCAGUCCAGCUCACAGUCAUGGCUGCUUUGGCCUGGGGCAUCUAUGACACAAUCUCAGCAGUUCUCAGACUGUUUCUCUUUCAGACAAUGUGUGAUGGUUCUGCUUAUGGCAACUUGUACAAUCAAAAGCAAAAGUUUGACCAGUUAUGGGUUAGCACAGCCUCCAUGCCAGAUUUCUUUCUCAGAGUUAGAUAGUACGUGUCUAUAGAAUCAGCAUCCCCUUCUUUUUUGGUAUCCUAUGGACGUCGGGGUUCUGGAGGUGCUGCCUCACCCCUUGGCUUGAAGUGGUUUCCAUUAUAUACAGGGCUUACAGUUUGAUUCAAUGGCUCUCAACACCCUUACUAUAAAAAUUGUUUCUGCACCCUUGCCUACAGAGCAUCCGGUUUUGGGCCAGGGCAAAAGCAGGCCAGGCCCAAACUGUUUGUUUCUUCAUGGCUUUUGGUGGUCACAUUCUCCCAGGCCUCUAAAGAACCAUCACUCAGCUGCUGAGAGAUUUAAAAUAAGAAACGCAGAUAAGGCAUCAUACUAGUUUUUAUACUGUGCUUGAAAACCUUUCCUUUGUGUGUCAAGAGACCUCUUCAGGUCACAGCUUUUUUUUUUUUUUUUUUUCUUAAUUGCCUUGGGAUGGUCUCACUCCAUUGACCUUUCAGCUGGAAGCUGAACAUGAGAGUCCACUGAGCUAGCAUGGCCAGGUCCUGUUACCAGCCCUCUCCAACCCACCCCACUCUGUUUGAACUGGGGUCUCCUGGUUGGGAUCUGGAGUGUUAAACCAAAGCUGGGUCAGCAGUCUGGCCUCAUGCUCCCCCUCUGCACUGUCUUGAUAACCUUCAUCAGGUGCUCUCCCUGUUGGCCUGCUCCCAUGACAUGCUUCCAGAGUGGCACGCACUGGUUGUGCCAAGAGUAUAUUGGUUCCUUCUGUUCCCACAGUUUCCUCUGUCUGGUGUCUCUUCAUGAGCUGUUUGAGUGCCAGAGCUGGCGAGGCUUAAUUCAAGGGACUGUGAGAAACCUCCAUCUUUAACUCACAGACCUUUUUGAAUGGCGUGUCCUCUUUUAUAUGAUGGUUGCAUAUUACUUUCUUAGCCAAUAGUUUUGGGGACAAUGCUUUAAAAGGCCUGGUCUCCUCCAAGGUAAGGAGAAACUUUUGAUCAGUGCAUAGUGGGACAGAGACAGUUGUAAAAAGGGAAGGAGUGAGGGUGAAGAUGUUUGAACACUUUGUUUUGUAUUUUUAUAGUUGUUGGAAAGUUACCGUUCAUUUAAAAACAAAAGGCAUACACACCCGUUCCCCUGAAAAGGGCCCUAGGUGCUUGUAUGGGGGGGGGGGGGUUAUGGGAAGUGGUAUACCCUGAACCAGCUGGCUCCCAUUUGCUUAAAAUCUCUUCAAUUACACCUUUUUCUGCUUCAACUAUGCCUUUUAAUUUCCCCUUAGUCUCUCUGCAUUACACUUGUACUCACCAUAACACAGUUUUCUGUAAUUUCUCACUUCUGUCAUCUACUGUCUUGUAUUAUUUGACAUUGUAAAAUAUCUAGGGACUUGUACACACUACCAGUUCUGUCAGUGUAACUUAUGUCACUCAGGUGUGUGAAUAAGCCACCCCUCUGAGCAACAUAAGUUACACCAUCCUAAGUGCCGGUGUCUGCUACCUCUUGUGGAGCUGGUUUUAUUCUGCCAAUGGAAGAGCUCUCUCCCGUCGACAUACGAGUGUAUUUACCGGAUGUGCUACAGCAGCGCAGCUGUAUCGGUGCAGCUGUGCUGCUGCAGCACUUCUAGUGUAGACUAGCCUGAGGUGACACAUUGUGUAAAAGUAAAAUGUGAAGUGUUAUAUAAGAACAGGGAAAACUUGACUCUUUAGGACUUCUUCAAUGUGAUAAUGAUAAAAAAAAAAAAACAGCAAAGGAGUUGUUGCUCUGCAGAAAUACCACCACAGAGUAUCACCAAGUAUGUAAUCCUGCCAAUGAUUUUGUUACUGUUAUUUUAUUUAUUUAUUGUUACUAUUUCUGAUAGGCCAGGACAAAGAUUAGAAAGAUUGGCAAAGCAAUAGGGGGAAUAAAGCUUCAUGAAGCUGGGGAGAGCUGCUGUGUGACAAAUGCCCAUGCUAAAGCCUGACAAUUAACAAAGAAUGCAUACUUUCACUAAAAAGUAUUUCAAAUAAUUGUCAAAUUUUCCCUAAAAUCUGGGCCAGCUCUCUUACCCCUAUACCCUGUUUUUUUCAUGUUAAACUUUUAAAAAGUUAUGAUAGUUUGUAUUUUAAAAUUUUAUUUGAUGUGAUUAAAAAUCAUGUGGUUAACAGAAGAUGGUAGUUGAAGAAAAAAUAAGUCAGGUAAAGAAGAGGUGGGGUGUGGGGUAGGCAUGAAUAGGCAUGUUUCUUUAGAUGUCAGUGCCAGGCUGGAGAUUUUAUCUCCGUUCUUGUCUUUUAAAAUUGUAUGUGUUGACUGUGAAAUCCCCUUAUAAAUGUGGGAGUGGGUGGGUUUUUUUAAUACAGUAUCCCAGAAUUUAAAACUUUCUUCACAAUUCACAAAAUGAUGAGCUUAUUAAAAGUUCUAUGUCCUGUAUUUGUAAAGAGAUUUAGAGAAGUUUUUAUCUGGUUGGUGUUUCUUCAUACUGGGCAAUUCAUUUAGGCAAAAUUUUAAAAACAAGCUAAUGCUAUUUUUUUUUCCAAGUUGGGAUAGUCUCUCUUUUAAACGUAUUGUCAUUUUCAUUUUGUUUCGGUAAGACAAAAUCAUAAUGUUGAGAUUAUGAUUUUGAGAUUAUGAUGUUGAGAUUAUAUGAG